CUCCCUUUAGGUGGAAGACAAGUUUUCAAGAGCCCUGAGAAAUUUAACCCCUUUUGACAACUAGGUAUGCAGCAAAACAUUGAGAUUCACAAUUUCCUGUCCAAGGGACAUGCACCAAAUGCUCGAAUGAUAAAUUUAGAAAAAAAAGCAAGGACACAAACGAAUAACGAAGUUGAGUUUUUUUAUAGGUAGUCUAAUCAAUUAGGAAGUUUAAUUAAUCUAAUGCCAGUCCGACACCUCAAUUCCAUACGAUACGAGAGGUGUCUGAGGUAAUAAGAAUUCAGAGAAUAUGGCCGCCAUCCAACAGUGUUUUGCAGUGUUGGAGACAGGUUACUCUUCCGAGUACACACAGAUGAAAUAUGGUGGGUAUGGAAAAAUGGUGCAGAAUCUGUGCAAGGACACGGGAGAAGUUUGGGACAUUUUUCGUGUGAUGGAAGGUGAAUUUCCUUCACAAGAGGAGCUUCACAAGUAUGAUGGAUUUGUGUUAACUGGUAGCAGCUAUGAUGCUCAUGGCAAUGAAGAUUGGAUCCUGAAGCUCUGUGAUGUGCUCAGGUGUUUGUAUGACAAGAACAAGAAGCUUUUGGGGAUUUGUUUUGGCCAUCAGGUUCUUUGUCGUGCUUUAGGUGGUAAAACUGGAAGAGCUUCAGUAGGAUGGGAGCUUGGGUUGAAAGAUAUUACAUUGAAUACUGAUUUGGUGUGGAAAUUAUAUGGUCUGAAGAUUCCUUCAGUUUUGAAAGUUAUUGAGUCACAUCAAGAUCAGGUUUCUUGUAUUCCUCCAAGUGGUGUUGUUUUGGGUUACUCAGCCAGAACAGCUAUUGAAAUCUUUGCAGUUGGAAACUCGGUCCUUGGUAUUCAAGGCCAUCCAGAAUUUUCUGAGGAUGUCAUGCUAGACUUACUAAAGUCUCGUCUUGCUCGAGGGACCAUUAGCGAGGAGCUUUACAAGGAAGGAGAAUUGAGUUUCAAAGAUGGUCAACCUGACGAAGAAGCCCUUACAGGCUUGUGCAAGGCUUUCCUUAAAAGUAGAGAAGUGAUAUGAUGAAUUAUAGUUUUUUCUUCAGUGUUCUUUUAUUAUUUUUUCCAAGGAAAUGUACAAGCUGGGGCCCCUUGAGCAUUGUCGAGGCCAUAAUCUUCUAUUUAACAUGGAUUAAUAUGGACAUGCAUUCAUCUGGUAUUGUUGCUAUACAAUAUUAAACUUUUUUAUGUUUCA
Messenger RNA from Cryptomeria japonica (Japanese cedar), 1207 nucleotides. RefSeq names its product gamma-glutamyl peptidase 5. The coding region runs from base 290 to 1036 and encodes 248 amino acids. Lineage: Eukaryota; Viridiplantae; Streptophyta; Pinopsida; Cupressales; Cupressaceae. Gene Ontology annotation, cellular component: cytosol. The transcript is spliced from 4 exons. The record is from RefSeq and is a predicted model, not a curated record.